Ilex paraguariensis (yerba mate) is the source of this 1497-nucleotide messenger RNA. The record is from the annotation of a GenBank genome assembly. NCBI's taxonomy places the organism in Eukaryota, Viridiplantae, Streptophyta, Magnoliopsida, Aquifoliales, Aquifoliaceae.
AGUUUAAGACAUUAUUUAGGGGACUAAAACAUUUUUUGUUAUCUUAUUUUUAUUUUUUGACCAAUGAAAAUAUGCCACGUGUACAUUUUUUAAAAUUUUUUAUUAAUUUUUCUAAAUGAAGGUAAUAGAUUAUUUAAUUCAAAAUUAGAGAUUGGGAUCAUUUUAGGAAGUACGGCAGAGUGUUCAUUGAAAAAAAAAAGUGUGAUUGGAGAGAGAGAGAGAGAGAAUGGAAGGCAGUUCAAUGAAGAUGAGUCCAGUUGAGAAAGAGAAGGAGCUCUUUCAUGUAGUUCACAAAGUUCCUCCUGGUGAUGGUCCUUACGUUCGAGCCAAGCAUGCUCAGCUAGUUGAAAAGGAUCCAGCAGCAGCAAUAGUUUUGUUUUGGAAGGCUAUAAAUGCAGGAGAUAGAGUAGAGAGUGCCCUUAAAGACAUGGCUGUGAUAAUGAAGCAAUUGGAUAGGACUGAAGAGGCCAUUGAAGCUAUCAAGUCUUUUAGGGGCCUCUGCCCUAAACAAGCUCAAGAAUCACUUGAUAAUGUCCUCGUCGAUUUAUACAAGAAAUGUGGAGAAGUAGAUGAAGAAAUAAAGUUGUUGAAGCAGAAGCUUAGGUUAAUUUAUCAAGGAGAGGUCUUCAAUGGAAAACCCACAAAAACUGCACGCUCUCGUGGCAAGAAGUUUCAGGUCUCCAUUAAACAAGAAACUUCUAGGAUACUGGGGAACUUGGGCUGGGCCUAUAUGCGGAAAACAAACUACUUGGCAGCAGAGGUGGUGUAUCGAAAAGCCCAAAAGAUUUAUCCUGAUGCCAGCAAGGCCUGUAACCUGGGCCUUUGCCUAAUGAAACAGGCCCGGCACGAAGAGGCACGUUCAGUUCUUGAACAAAUAUUGCAAGGUAAACUUCCAGGAGCCGGUGAUAUCAAGUCAAGAAACCGAGCAGAGGACUUGUGGAGAGAACUGGACUCAUGGCAGCCUCCACCUCUAUCAUCGAAUCCUCCGGGCCUCGGUCUGGAAGACGAUGAUUUUGCUGAUGGGCUUGAGAGACUGAUAAACGAAUGGGCCCCCAAUAGAUCUAGAAGGCUUCCAAUAUUUGAAGAGAUCUCUGAAUUUAGAGAUGAGUUGGCCUGUUGAAUCCAUUUUGCACUUUUAGUUUUUACUCCCCGUCUUUUUACGGUUUGUGAAGUUGGGUUAUAGCCAUAGGUAGGAAGAAACUUGCAAAAUAAGGGGGCCUGUUACAAGUGCUUGUCGAUACUUCUGUACAUGGUACUCUGGGCUUGUUGUGUUGGGGAAAUGUACCCGUUUCCCUAAGUUAAUGUGUUGUUAGAGCGAAGUCCUCACUCGUGUGAGUUAUCGGACGAGCCGGGCUGACCUUGGGGUAAGGAUAGACUACCUAUAGUCCGAUCUAUCCUUCACUAGGCAAGCUUGUUGGGCAGACUUUAUGUAUAUAUAUUCAUUUUAAAAUGUAGCCACUUUUUUACCGUUGUUUUUGUUACCGAAGCACAAAAACC